Messenger RNA from Brettanomyces bruxellensis, 1128 nucleotides. RefSeq lists its product as uncharacterized. Gene Ontology annotation, molecular function: zinc ion binding. The coding region runs from base 1 to 1128 and encodes 375 amino acids. The transcript has a single exon. The record is from RefSeq and is a predicted model, not a curated record. Lineage: Eukaryota; Fungi; Ascomycota; Pichiomycetes; Pichiales; Pichiaceae.
AUGAGUGAUACUAAUAACAAUAUGGCAGGUUCUGGAGAUGGAGGAGCAAACUUUGGGGCUGGAUUAGGUGCUUCCUCCAUGGGAUCUGGACCCGCUAAUAAUGACAAUACCAAUAAUAAUGAUAAUACCAAUAAUAGUGAUAAUUAUAGUGAUAAUACCAAUUAUAGUGAUAAUUCCAAUAAUGCCAACGGCAACACAAACAACGGCCCAGCCAAUUCUGGCGACGCAGCAAGCAACAAUCAGAUGCCACAGCCUAGAAUGUUCACAUUUACUACAGAUGGACCUGUGAAUGGAGCAGAUCAGAAUGGAAGUCCGCUUGGUGCCUUUUUCAGGAAUAUGAUGGCGGUAAUCCAUGCAGGUGCACCCCCGGAAAAGAAGAAGAGGCACUUCACAAAAGAUGCCUUGAAGCAGUUGAAGCCUGUGCGUUUGUCUGAGCUGCCCGAUAACGAUGUUGACAGGAGGUGUUCGAUCUGCUUUGAGCCGUUUGACGAGUACAAUCCAGCACAGUGUUCACACACAGCCUCUGGAGCUUCAAUGGAUGCCAAUAAUGUAAGUAAUGGUCAUAAAUCUGUCAAGCUACCGGAGAUGAUGGGUGGGUAUGAGGUUGAAGAUCCGCCUAUCGAGUUUCCUGCAGAUCCAACGGCUGUUAGAGAGCAUUCGUACAGCGUUUCGGACGAGGAUUCUGUUAAAAAGCAGAUGGAGAAGGACGUGCCGGCACAGGUGCCGAAAACGGACAAGAAUGCACACUAUGCAGUUAAAUUGCCGCAGUGUGAGCAUGUUUUCGGCCGGUCAUGCAUCGUGGAGUGGUUGAAAUCGAACAUCUCGUGUCCUCUGUGCAGGCGUGAGGUUGUCCCGGAGAUGUCCGAGGAAAAUAGCACCGGAAACGGUGAGCUUUUGGUGUUUUAUCCAAUCGCGCUCACAGAAGUGUUUGUUCCUGUUGAUUGGACCGGUCCCCAGGGCACAGGUUACAGAAUAGAUGAUCCGCCUGUCAAUUUCCCCGCUGAAGGAGAAGGCUCCUCCACAGGAAGAGUGGCUGGUCCUCCUCCUCCAAAUGCCAAUGGAAAUGCUGGUAAUAAUGGCAGUACAGCAGGCCAAAACCAGCCCAAUGCCCAGCCGGGCUUCCAGUGA